This is a messenger RNA of Anastrepha obliqua, 5405 nucleotides long. RefSeq names its product little elongation complex subunit 1 (gene Ice1). The record is from RefSeq and is a predicted model, not a curated record. The coding region runs from base 164 to 5218 and encodes 1684 amino acids. Lineage: Eukaryota; Metazoa; Arthropoda; Insecta; Diptera; Tephritidae. The transcript is spliced from 3 exons.
ACAGUUCGCAAUUAGGUGGAUAAACGUUUUCGUGAGUUAUUUGCUAAUACUCGUGUUAGGCGGAUUAGCGAGGAGCUUUACAUAACCGAAUUUGGAAUGUAGCAGUCCUGUGCAUGCUUUUUAUAUUUGGCUUCUUCGCGGCGCGCAUGCAUCAACGGUAAACAUGACGGACCAAAAAGAACUUACUUUUAACUACAAUGACCUUAAUUUGGAUUUUUUGGAGCUUUCCCCACCAAGAGCUAAUGCUGCUGGAGCUAUUUCAACGGUAUCUAAAUCUUUUUCGAUACUACCCAACGCAUACAAAGCUAAGCAAUUGGCACAGAGGGUGGCGCAAAAUGAUGUGCUUGUCAACCAAAUCGAAUUACUAAAAACGGAAAACUCCAAAUUGCAGCAAAUGCUAAAAGACUUCCAAAAAUCGGCAACACAUAUACAAAAAUUAUAUGAAAAUGAAAAGAAGAAAUGCAACGAUUUCCAAAUCCAACAGAAGGCAGUAGAACUCAAAUCGAAAGAACUCGAAACACAUUGCGCUCAAUUGAAUCAAGACAUGGCUGAGAAGAGAAUGCAAUUGGAACAGUUUCAAGCCAAGUUGGACGAGACAAAGGGACUGUUAAGCUAUACUGAACUCGCAAUGAAAUAUCUAAAAUUAAUGCAAAAGCUGAAUGAGGAAGAAAAUUUAAGUGUGCGUGAUAAGCCGAUGUUUUUGAAACUAAGUAAAUAUUGUGAAGAUAGAGGAUGUAAAGUGCCAAUUUUAAAAGAGUAUAAGUGGAAGCGAAUAUAUAAAAAAGAUAAGGAGGUACAAUGCAAUCUUUUGGAUUCUUGUCCACCGAUAUCGCAGGAGCUCCAAACGAAAAGUACAAUGGAGUUCCAAACGCAAACGGAUUUCCCGGAAAGCAGGGAUAUACAAAAGCAAACACUUGAAAAAGAUGCAAAAUUAGCUGCGAGUGUUCAAUCGCGCGCUGUACAAACUACGUUAAUUAAAUUGCGCACACAGGGCACGCAACAUAUUUCUACAACAACCACCCGAGGCACGUCUACGUCUUGUUUUAUCAAAAAACACAAUGUAGGCACUUGCUUCCCGGAGCCGACUAUUGUGUCGCCGUUGAACGCAAUGAUUGAUGAAGUGUUGCAAGAAUAUACUGUCUCACCGCUUAGCCCCAUAUGUGAGCUCAUCUCACUACCAUCGCAUAAUGAAUUUAAUGUUUUCCCAUCGACUACCGUGGCGCAUACGACUGUUUCACACCAGUCCAUUGGCACAUGUACCUAUUUAUGUAAUGUGGAACGACGUAUAGAUUUCGUUCCAUUAGUCACCAAUAUAAAACGCUCACAAUCCAGUUCACCAUCGAUAUUUACAUGUGAUAGUGUUAAACACGAAGCGUACGCCACGCCAACUCCUUCACCACCACCACCACCAAUACUGCCUCCCGCAUCUGACAAUAGAAAUAGCAGUGCGGUGGGCGAAGCUGGAACCAGCAAUUUGAGCAAUAUGCAACCAAUGUUGAAUGCUGUCACACACUUACCUGAUAUGCAACCAGAAGUUUUUUCUACCAUCUGGCAAAUGGCUGGGCAAAUGUUUCUGGGCUUGUUGUAUCCGCCAACGGAGAACCAUAUGCGCUUAAUACAAUUAAAUAGAGCUAACAACGCACUAAAUCAGCAGCAGUUUCACAAUUGGAUAACCUCGUUGUACGAGUCUAUUCAACAUACGCAACCGGAAUCAGCAUCAACGCCUUUACCGCAUACUGAAUGCCAGCCGCAUAUAAAAAGGGGGGAAAGAGCUUUUGAUACAGAAACUAAUACAAACAGAAUUCAGCCAACUAGUAACUCAUCACGCUGUAAAGAUACAACAACGUCAGCAGGUUCUGACGAUUGCAGUAGAAAUAAGAUGGCUGACAUGCAGCACCGCAAUGCCUUCGGUGCAAAUGAGAGCACCCAAACGGAUAAUAGUAUACCAACUAGUAACUCAAAUCUAUGUGAAGGAAAAUAUUUUGCAGAUUCGAUAUUCAAAGAACCACUUGAAGUACCAAAAAGAUCCGCCAAACAAACGCUUAGCCGUCGAGGGGCUGUAGAAAACCCCAUAUAUAUAAAAAAGCAACGGGUUAAAAGAAUGCGUAAAAAACGAAAGAAAGAAAAGCAGGAGAUAGCCGAGCAUAAGAAUAGUGUCGAAUCAGAUGCUAAAUCUGUUGUUGAAUUUAGUGGAUCUGAUCGUAAUGAACAGGCCUUUGCGACUGCUGUUGAAUUUUGUGCAAAUCUUUGCAAUUUUAGUAAUGAUCUAUGUAAGCAAACUGAGUGUGGUGAGGCUACUGUAGCGCAAAAAUCAAACACUCUUGAGGUCGGUCUAGAUAACAGUACCGUUGAAGAGCGACUAGAAUCCUGCGCGUCGAACGAAGUCAAUUUCGGGUUGGAGCAGAAUAAUAAUACAAAGCAAAUAAGAGUCAAUGUAGAAGUAGAAGUACCUGAGGACAAGCUGUCCGACAGUGGAAAUAGCAAAUGUGAUACCUUGGACGAUAUUGCGGCUAUAAUUGCUACUGAAGCGCAACAAGAAUCCUGCCAGAAUCAACUUAAACAAAAACACAAUACUGCGCAUAGUUUAUUUGGCAGCGAUUCGGAAGAGGAAGACGUAUUAAAUUCGAUUAACGUUGAUGAUAUGGCAAGGUCGGUAACGAGUUUGAUAGUACAAACAUCGGACGAACUAUUAGACAGCAAAAAAGCAGAACAAACUAAUUUAAAGAAAGAUCCAUAUAAACCAGCCGAAACGGAGAAUAACACAAGCACUCGUAUGACUAACGAAAACGAAAGCUUGCUUCGGCCUGCAACAUGUGAAUUAACCAAAACCGCAGUAGGCCACGAGGAGUACAAAGAGGAUGAAGAGGAUGGCAUGCACGUGCAACAAAUUCUCCUGGACCUUGCCAUUAGUGAUUCGGAAAGUGAUGAAAAUGAAGCAAUUAAGCUGGCUUUUUCACAAAAUUCAACACAACCGAAUAAUAACUUCACCACAGAAGCGUUUUGCGAGGUCGAUGAAAAUGAUGAUCCAUUACUUGUGAUCGUUGAAGAUGUUCCUGAGUGUACUAAUCCUUGUCAAUCAAGUAUCGAAUCUAGUCCCUCAAACCACCAGGACACAGCUUGGAAUUCUCAAUCACCUACAAAAGAUGCUGCGCAACAAAAUGAUGGCGAUUCUGACAUAUCCGCCUUGCUGGAUAACGAACUUGUCGAUGAUUUAUUAGCGAACGCUUCAACUCAGCAAUUAUGCGAUAGCAUAUUACGGGAAUCGGCAAAUGAUUUGAAGGCAAACCAUGGCAAACGAAAGCGCAAAAGCAAUACGUCUGCCGUUGUGUCUUGCAAACGUUCGGCGCGUUUGCGCGCAAAGCUCAGCAGUGAUGAAUCUCUAGCAACGCGCUCAAAGCACGCAAAUAAGGGGCGAAGCAGCACUCCCGAGCCAAGCCAGUUUGCAGAGAUACACGAUGAUAUUUCAAUGAAUUAUUAUAACGCUUGCCCAGAGAAGUCACCCAGUAAGUUGCCACUGCAAUCUAAGGAACAAAUUGACAAAAAAGAGUUUCAAUGGUUCACUGAAUUUAGGCAAAGAACUAAUAUAAGCAAAGUUGUGGAUAGCCAAAGUAUUACUGCAACGCAAAAUGAAGCAAUCGAAAAGGGCGCAGGUAGCGGCGUUUGUGAAAACUUGUCUGCAGUAAUAACGAAAGAAAGUUACUCUGAAAGCUCACUUCCAUGUCCUGAGAUUAACGAAGGCAUCUCUGCAUUUGGCGCAUCAAACACGUCCAACUCAUAUUCAAGUCCAGAAAGCUGUGAGCAAAUGCCUGCGCAUUGCGCGCCAACUAAUCAGACAGGCUAUGAUGACUCGCCUUGCUCUCCUCCACCCGCGCCAUGCAUAGACAACACCUUUGACACUACGCAACCAUGUUGUAAAAAAAUACCACUAGAAUUAAAUAAUUCCGCUUAUCCCAUCGCACGCAGAAGUAUUUUACAACACUUAAUUAACUAUUACUCGGCUAAUAUUUAUGCAAUCGUCACGGGGAAAAAGAAACCGCAUGAAUUAGCACGUAAAACGGCACUACAACUUGAGAAGUUUCUAAACACCACACGCGAUAGAGUUGAUGUAUUGGCUUCAACGCUCGCAAGCUCUUUGCAUGAGCAGUUCGACGAUUGCGAAGUAAUCGCCAACUUGAUAAUUGACCAAGUAAUCAAAGCUCCGCGCCCUGAAACUGAGCUCGCAUGUGAGGUAGCACGCGUCCCACCCAAAUGUCUGGGUACCCAUUUGCGACUCAUAUCCAUCGUAUUGCGUCACCUGCAUCACAAACGACCAGAGAUUGCCGCUGCACUACUAACGAAAAUCGAGAACAGACUCUUUAAUUAUCAGAAUAGCGAAACGAUUGCGUUAAGCGGCGCUUUAAAUCUCACACAGCUAUACCUACUUGUAAUUCCCUUACACAAUAAUCAAUUCAAUUCAGCGCGUCUGUUCCUCGCCAAGUGCCUCUAUUAUUACAAUAUUCAAGCAUCGCCGAUGAUCUACGAAGUACUCUGUUGGUAUCCUACCGCACUGCCGCAUCGCGACGAACCCAAUUAUGAUCGUUCCGAUGCGCUGAUCAUAGUCAUUCAGCAUUUGUUAAUGUGUACGACUUACAAUAUGGACAGCAAAGAUUUGCGUCAUAGGGAACUACUAUCGCUAUUACGUUUCGAAUAUCACUUUGAACCCUUUCAACCCAAGUCGCUCGAAGUGUUGUCGCUGCUGGUGACCAAACUAAAGACCGGUAACUUAACAAAUCUCAAAUACGCCUUCGCCAUCUUCUGCAAACGCCAACCUAAAUUGGUAGAGAUUUUAUUGCAGCAACAACUCCUGCCACUCGCCGAUGAGUACUACAAGCAGGUGGCGCUUUCAAGUGAAUAUGAUGAACGGGCUGCUGCUCUACUCGAAUGUAUAUCGGUGGUGGUGAAGCCACUAGCACUCGAUACGGAUGUUUCGUUUUACCUGUCGAUAUUCGAACGAUUCCUAGGUACCGUGCAGCGUCCUGUCGUACAAGAGGCGGCUGUUUUGGCCAUAUUGCGACUUCAGCGAUUCGGUGUUAAUCGCUGCUUUCAUGCACUCGUACACUUCAAGCCCAAUUAUCGCCUCCAAAUGCUCACAACCAAUGCGUUGAAGACUUUUAUACAUAAGAAACCGUUAAAGUACUGGAAAGGCUUGUUAAUGCAAACGCUCAGCAAUGAACGCUAAAAAUUGGAAAGUUUUGUAAAGAGGAAUUUUAGUUUUGUACUUUAGUUUUGAAUUAUUUGUUACGCUAAGUUACCAUGUUUGUAAUUUAAAAUAUGGACCUUAAAUAUUUAUUUUUAAUUGUUGAUGUACUUGAAUUAGAUAAAAGAAAAUCAGAGAAACAAAAUGUAUAUUUUUCCAUGAAAAAGUG